AUGACAAUGGAACUGCCUUCAAUAAAUAGUACUACAAGUAUUUCUGAUAAUCCAGAAUUGAAGAACUACUAUGACAAGCUGCUUUUCAAAAAUAGUAGCGGCAAGUCCUUAGUGGAUCUGCCCAGAAAGGCUGCUGCUGCCGCUGCCGUGGCUCAUUCUUUAGAAAGGAGAAUUGGAGACAUAUCAUUGAAUGCUUCAGAUAUGCCAAAUGCAACAAGUCCAAAGGGUAGAAAUCAAAACUUCAUGAACGGUUUCCUAGAAUAUUCGACUGCUAUGUCAAAGAAAUCAAUGGAUCAAAAUCGUCGUGCCUCCUUUGCUGCCUUUCAGGCUCCAGAUCACACUUCUAUUUCACCCCUAGGUGUCCCACCAAAUUCUGGUAAAUCUAACAUGGACGAACAACAUGCGAAUGAAACACCAACACAAGGUUCAAGGAGACAAUCUAUUUUCAAUACUCUUUCACCUCCAGCAAACUCAAACUCAACAUUAGCUCCCAAUAAUGAUGUUCAAUCUUCUUUGUUCACUUUCCAUUUCGAUAAAAGUACUACAACUACUACUACUACCUCUGGAGCUGAUACUAACAAACCAAAUGAUUAUUAUUAUGCCAUGACCCACCAAGACGGCUUCCAAAUGAGGCAGCAUGAUUCAUUUUCUCCACCAGUUGCUAAUAUCAACAUGCAUUCUUCUGCUGCAACUGGCACUACAAUGAACCAUCAGAAUCCUGUUACUGCUGAAAGAAGAUCCUCAUACAUUUCGGAUACUUUGAUUCACAAUCAAACGCCGCUGAAUAACAAUAAUCAAUACACAACGGUAAGAACAAAUAUGGAUUAUUCAAAUGGUUACUAUCCUAACAAUGGGAAUAAUCAAGAUCCAAUGCUACAAUACAGAAAUCAUUCCAUCUCUGGAGUACCUUCUAAUAACAUAAACCCAUAUUUGUAUUCACCACCAACAGCACCAAUGGGACCAUAUCAUGGGGGUGGUGGUGGUGGAAAUCAAUUCAAUAACAAUAUUCCUAAUGAACAGUUUAUUCCUCAAUAUGGUAAUCAAUAUCCACGCCACCAACAACAACAGCGGAGACAUUCUCAGUUGGCUUCCACGUAUGGAAAUGGUAACAUAAGAAAUAAUAACAACAAUUAUCAUUCUUAUAACAAUUCCGAGAAUGGGCAAAAUAGAUAUUUCAAUGGUAAUGCAAACACAUAUUUAGAUUAUCAUGUGAAGGAUUCUAAUGGUAAUGUCAUUCCUUCAAAAGUGGAACCAACGGAAGAUAAAGUUAAAUUAGAAAACGGGUUGUUAUUAGUGCCGGAGAACAAAUUAGCUGCCCCUUCAGAUCUACAAAAUUAUUAUCAUGAUUGUGGUUCCCAUUAUUUCUCAAGUGAAGCAGUUUAUAAAUUUAUUGACUAUAUCAAAGAAAUGAUUUCCACUACUACCCACUCGAAGGAUUCCAAUAAAAAGAGACAAAACAUUCUAAAGUUUUUAAGUUUUUUGAAAAGUUGUAAUUUAAACUAUAAUCCUCAAUCAGAUGCAUUUGAAUCUAAUUUAAUGAAGAAUCAAGAUGGUGGUAACAGAUCUAAUAAUUCAACUUCCAGCUAUUUACAUUAUAGACCAUUGGUAUUGGUUUCCCUAAAGAAUGGGAAACUGGAAUUAUUAUCAAUGCCGCAAAGUACAAACCUUUCCAUGGAAAGAGGUGAUUUGGUUAUAAUUGAUGGGGAUCGUGGUAAGGAUUUAGUUCUUGUGGUAGAACCUCAAGUGGAUUUGAAUUUGGCCCUAUUUAUAAAUUUCUUAAAGAAGAAAAUUCAUUUUGAUUCCUUGAUCACUUCCAAGAACCAACAUUAUCCAAAUGAACUGUUUGUGAAAAGCUUAGUGGAAUCUAACAAGGGUAUUAGUGAUAAUUUAAAUCCAAAACUUUAUGAUGUUAUUGAAUUGACUCAAUUGAUUGUUCCUUCAAAACAAGUUUUAAGAUUUGCAACACCUUGGGAGGUCAAUACCAAUUUACAUAAUAAAUUCCAAGAUGAAUUAAAGGCAUUACAUAUUGCCCAAUUGAAAUUAAGGUCAUUGAAUAGUGGGUUAAGCAAUCACAAUCAUACUCAUAACGGGAAUGAACCAAUGUCACCACCUACUUCAUCUGGAUCCAAUAAACGUCAAUUAAAUAUUAAGAUUUUGAAUGCAGAAUUCCAAUUUGAUAGGAAAAAAUUGACGUUUUAUUACAUUUGUGAGGAAAGAAAUGAUUUUAGAGAUUUGAUUAAGGGAUUAUUCAAGUUUUACAAGACAAGAAUUUGGUUAUGUGCCAUUCCUAACAAUUUAGACAUCGAUGCCAAAUAUUAUGAUACCCAACAUAAGGAAUUGAAAAUGUAUCAAGAUAUGAUGCAGCAUUACACCUCAGCGGAUGUCUCUGAUUUUAAUUUGCAACAGCAAGGCGAGGGACUAUUGAUUGCGCCAUCUUUGAAGACAUUGGAAUUAGAUGAUUUCCAAAUUGGUGUUUACAAGGAAUUAGUUGAUGCGUUAUUUGUUUGA
Messenger RNA from Naumovozyma castellii, 2508 nucleotides. Its product is annotated as PSP1 family protein. The record is from RefSeq and is a predicted model, not a curated record. The transcript has a single exon. NCBI's taxonomy places the organism in Eukaryota, Fungi, Ascomycota, Saccharomycetes, Saccharomycetales, Saccharomycetaceae. Bases 1 to 2508 code for a protein of 835 amino acids.